AGGGUGACAGAUACAGUCGAAGACGACGCACGUGUGUGCAGAAAAAAAAAUUGGCGCGUUUUCGUAUUUUAAAUUAAAUCCGAAUAAAUAGUAGUGUCCAAAAAUUGUGAUGCACGAUACGAUUAAAUAUGUAGCAAGAAUUACUAUAGUGACCAUAUUUUAUUAUACAGUUUUGAGUGUUUAUAAAGAGAUUAAAAAAUACUGGACUGGAACAGAGACAUCUGUUUGAAUAUCCAACAAUCAUCUUUUAUCAAUUAAAUAAAUAUAAUUUAAAAUGAAGGAGACGUUCAACUUAUCGGACAUCAGUCCCAGUGACGAGUUGGGGGUGGAACCUAGUGAAUUAUCGAAGUUCUCACCGGGUUUGCUUACCUUUGCAGCCGUGGUGACUGGGUUCAUCAUGGUCAUUGGACUUUUCGGGAAUCUCCUGACAGUGGUGGCCCUCCUUAAGUGUCCGAAAGUGAGGAAUGUAGCCGCAGCUUUUAUUAUAAGCUUGUGCAUUGCUGACUUCUUAUUCUGCGCUGUGGUGCUCCCGUUCGCCAUAUCAGGUUUCUGGACGAGGACCUGGUCCCACGGGGGUGCCCUGUGCCAAAUGGUGCCGUUCCUUCGAUACGGCAACGUAGGCGUAUCGCUGCUCAGCAUCGCCCUAAUUACACUGAACAGGUACAUCAUGAUCGCACAUCACAGUUGGUACGGGCGGGUGUACAGGCGACACAAUAUCGCCCUUAUGAUCGUGUUCUCGUGGCUGUUCUCGUAUGGAAUGCAGAUACCGACACUCAUCGGCAUUUGGGGCAAAUUUGACUACGACCCAGAGUUAGGCACAUGCUCCAUACUGCCGGAUGCUAACGGCAGAUCUUCAAAGACGGCUCUCUUCAUAAUCGCCUUCAUAGUUCCUGCUCUGCUUAUCCUCAUAUGCUAUGCAAGAAUAUUUUGGGUAGUCCAUAGCUCAGAACAACGGAUGCGCGAGCACCAAAGAUCCCAACACACUCCUGGCUCGUUAAAUAACGGCUCCGACAAACGGUCUACGAUCAAAGACAACAGGGAGACGAAGGCGAGACGCAAUGAGUGGAGGAUCACAAAAAUGGUUCUCGCCAUAUUUCUGUCAUUCCUUGUGUGCUACUUACCCAUCACCAUUGCGAAGGUCGCUGAUAGCCAUGUACAUUAUCCUGUGUUCCAUAUCGCGGGCUACCUGCUGCUAUACGCGAGCGCAUGCGUGAACCCAAUCAUCUACGUGAUAAUGAACGCGCAGUACCGCGCCGCGUACGCCGCCGCGCUGUGCUGCCCUUUGGCUCGGAUCUCGGGCCUCACCAGCGAAAUGGAACGAGCGUCACGGGUACAGUUACAGCAACACACGAACGGCGCUCAGCCAAGUGUCGCUGGGAGAAUCGAGAGUAGACCAUCGGCCCAUGGCCCCGGGCGGCCCCAGUGCGGCCAGGUAGGAGGCCCAAACGAUGUCCCAAAUCCCUACCUCAAAGAGGCGCUCAAGAAACCUGUACCGAAUUCACAGUCGAGGUUACCAAAUAAAUCGACGGACUCUUCGCUCACUCCCAAAUCAUCCAAAACUUCAUCGUCAUCUCUUCAGAUGACACAAACCGAUAGUCACUCCGCAAGAGGAAAACUCGCAGAAACAUCAAAGAACACUAAGUCAAAUUCAUCCGAAUCAACAUUUACUCAUAAACCUUCUGCCUUAAGCGCGGGAAGUAAAAAUCGAACUCGAACCAUCGAAACUAUGGGAUCGUCGAGGAGUAUAACAUAUCCCAAAUCGAGUGGAUCUAUGCAAAACGUUGCUAAAAAUACUAGUUCGUUACGUGAUACGGGGAAAACUCGUUCUCACAACAGCAUCGGUCCAAAAAUUCGGUUUAAAAUGAAUUGCGACGAGAGGAAUGACGUUAGAAAUAACAAUUGAUGUUAUGUCGCUUAUUACAAAGACGAACCAAAGAUCUUAAGUUUCCUUUGUAACCAAAUGAGUAUUUUUGAAAUAAAUAAAACUUGAUUGUGAUAUUUUAUCUUAUAGCGAAUGUCGUAAACUAGAGUGAAAUAUAUUGGAUACCUAGAUAGAUAAUUUUGAACAUUAAAGUGAUCUCAAAAAGAUUGCUAAACAGUGUAACGACAGAGUUUGGUAGCAAGAAUAAGCUAACCCUUUUGAUAAGCAAAUAGAAAUACAAACAACUUAAUUUUAAAGGUGAAGGGUAAAUGAAUAAAUCUCAGCAAUUUAUUUUUUAUGUGAAAAACAUAAGCUCACAGUCCCUAGCAACAACCCGAAUUCAAAAUAUUUAGCUAGUCGACAUAGGUAUUCCCUUUGUUAGCUAUACAAAGUCUCUGCCAACUCAAAAUCCACUUCUGAACAAUUGUAAAGUUUACGACAUAUUAUUUUAUAUUUGAAUUUUCAAUUCCAUUAGGUGUCUACUACUGUAUUUAAUCCGUCCUAAUAAUAAGCGACAGACAUUAUUAUACUAUUCGUGUUUUGGACUUUACUGAAAUAUGAACAUAAAUGUUUGUUAAUUGUCUUCCAAGGGUCUUAUUGAAAUAUUGGUUGGAGGCAUUCCACUAGUGAUAGUCUGAUGAAGAUACUGAUAUCUACUUAAGAAUUUAAUUAAAUUAUUUAUUUAAUAGAGAUACACAUUCCAAAAUAGUAUUAAGUGUAUUUGAACAAAGACCAAAGAUGUUUUUUUUAUUAUUAAUGGUAUGCAAAUUGUUUUAUACAAGCUCACAAUCAUAAUGUAUUUUAGAUGGGUCAGUGUAGGUUAUGAUUUCAAAGAUUAAGAAAUUAAUUAAUUUAUGUUUUAACUUUAUAAUUUAAUGAAUUGACGAUCUUCGAAUUGAGAAUUUCUCCAUCACUGAGGCAUUAGUAUUGCCUCUGCAAGACUAAUGCCGCACUACCUAAAAUUAUAAAACGCCAUUGACUACUUUAUAUAUGAUUAUUAUGAUUAUUGGAGAUAUCCAAAUAACACACUUAUAGUGUUAUAAAUCUUAUAAGAUUUCAGCGAUUUUGAUUUUGAACUAGUCUACCAAACACAAAAAGAUUGUUUCAAAUCAAAAUGGUAGUUUCUGUUCAAACAAAGAGCAAACUCUUUAGUUUUGUUAUUAUUUGUACAGAUAAGAUAUCAUUUUAUUUAAACUUAACGACGUUAAUAACUUAGUAAUUGAUUUUUUAUUACCGUUUUAACAAUAAUUUUAGUAGAACUUCAAUGUCUCCUUUUUUCUGCUAUAUACCUAGGUGAUUUAAGAUUGUUUAUUUCAACUACCGUCAUCGACCCAUCUUAUGUUACGAUUGGAGUAUGGAAAAGGGUGCGCAGGAUUUGACUCUCUAUAAUUUUAAAAUGUUCUUGGCUUGACGUGAACUUUUUAUGAUUGUUUCGUUAGAUUUUAGGAAAUCUUGUAUUUUUAAUAAAACUAACCUUUUAAAAUAGUGAAAAGAAAAUCACCAUGCAAAAGAAAGGUCAAUCUAUCAGUAUUGUAACCACAGAUAACUAUAAAAUAAAACAAAAGCCGAGCGAGCGAGCGUAGCGCAAAUAGGAAUGUACCUUAAAACCAAACCCGGAUGCGCAUCCUUUCCUCUACUUCGACUUUUAUUUCGAAUUAUUUAGAAUUAUGAUAGAAUUUCUGAUGAAUUGAUUAAAAUAAAUACUCAGAUUGUGCUUAUUAAUAUAUUGUAAAAAAAACUACAAAAUAUUUAAGAAAUACUAUUCAACACCAUUGAUUAUAAUGCCAUAAUUAUAAUGAUUUGUUGUAAUUUAAUAUGCAUAUAUUUAAGUGUAUUUUUACUUUAUUAUGUGAAUAACGUACCUAUAAUAUUUAUUGUUUUAAUGUUGACAGAGAAUAAAUGCGUUAACUGCGAACAUAUUUUUCUUUUUUUCGACAACAUGGAGGCAUCCACUUUGAAAAGAAAUUCUUUGAAUUCUUCACAGACGUUGAAGUUACAGAAAUAUAUGGCAUUAUUUAUUUUUCAAGCACCUGUAGUAGUUGUUGAUUUGUUCAAAACAAUAAACCAUCUUAAAUUAGUUAAAUAUAGACUUAUGAUAUUAAUGGUUUAUGGGUAUUUUAUUAUGAGUUGCACAAAUGUCCACUAAAAUUAUCAUUAGUUUAUAGCGGCGUUUAUACAAAUUUUCA
Diatraea saccharalis (sugarcane borer) is the source of this 4107-nucleotide messenger RNA. The record is from the annotation of a GenBank genome assembly. Lineage: Eukaryota; Metazoa; Arthropoda; Insecta; Lepidoptera; Crambidae.